GGCGGCCGACUGUGUAUCGGUAAAUAAUAUGUGUUUUUGUAAAUGUACAUAUUCAUUGGUGAAGUGUAGUCAUAUAAUCAAGUGGAUUUAAAUAAACUGAUAUCUGACAUAAACAUUAAAAGUGUGUGAUUUGUUUUUAGAAUUAUGUAAGAACAAAGACGUAGUUCGUUUUUGUAAAUGAAUUUAGCAUCAUUACAAAAUACAAAUGCAUAAAAAUGGUAUACUCUCAUUUGCUCACGAUUGUGACAAUCGUGUUAUUGAUACGAAUAUCAGUGCAAAAUGAAAACGUUGAAUGCCCUCACAAAUGCGACUGUUUAGAACAGUAUGUAGACUGUUCGAAAAAAAAUUUGGUGUCAGUGCCAAGAAUUCCAAAGUGGGUGGAGAAAUUAGACCUAAGUUACAAUAAAUUAAUAAGCGAUGUUACCUAUGGAUUCGAUGGCUUGUUAUCCCUAGACACCUUAAAAUUAGAUAAAAAUGCAUUGUCUGGUAUUCCUAACUUCCUGCACCAAAAUCAAAUACAAGAAGUCAGCCUUAAUAGAAACAAUAUAAGUGCAAUAGACGCUGGUCAUUUUCCCGUGAACAGUUCCAUAAAGAUAAUAAGCUUAAACAGCAAUCACAUUAAAAUGAUAGAGGAAGGUGCUCUCAACAAUUUGACCAACUUGGUGACAUUAAAGUUGAAUAGAAAUGAAAUUAUAUCUCUACCUAACCACCUAUUUAGGCAUCAGUCUAGCUUGAAGGUUUUGGAAUUAAAUCAUAAUAAACUACAUGUCAUUACUGGUCUGCUUUUUCAAGGGUUAUCCAGUCUGACCAUAUUGAAAAUAAAAUAUAACAAUAUUGCAAACAUAAUGGAUGGUGCUUUUUUUGGAUUUAAAUCUGUGAACUUGUUACAAUUGGAUCAUAAUGGAAUUCGAAGUAUAUCUAAAGGUUGGAUGUAUGGUUUGGAAUCAUUGACCAUGCUAUCCUUAUCAAAUAAUUUAAUAUCUCAAAUUGAUUUUGGUAGCUGGGAGCUAUGCACCAGUCUAGAAGAAUUAGAUCUAUCUCACAACUAUUUGAUGGAAAUUGAAGGUCGCACAUUUCAACACUUGACCAACCUCCACACCCUCAAUUUGAGUUACAAUAACAUCUCCUCAAUAUCCCAGGAAGCAUUUAGCCACAUGGUGCAGCUAAAAACACUCCUUUUAAAUAAUAACAAAAUAUCCUGGACAGUUGAAGACAUGUCGGGGCCAUUUUCAAAACUUCAGAAUCUUAUAAAAUUCAACUUGUCAGCUAAUCACAUCAAAUCAAUUAGUGCAAGAGCAUUUGAAGGCUUAAAUAAUGUUGUUGAAAUAGAUUUAAGAGCAAACAAUAUUACCUCAAUUCAACAGCACGCUUUCAAUUCAAUGACCAAAAUUAAAAAACUGUAUUUGAACUCAUCAUCUUUAUUAUGUGAUUGCAACUUGCUGUGGAUGGUCAAGUGGAUUAGAGAUAAAGUUGAACAAAAGUAUGUCACUGCUACAUGUGCUUACCCAUCAGAAGUACGAGGAGUUAUUAUCUCCAGAGUCAAGGAAGGUAAUUGUGGUGAUUCACCCAAACCAAGAAUUAUUGAACACCCUAAGACACACCUGGCAAUAAAGAACCGAUCUGCUAAUUUAGUUUGUUCAGCCACAUCAAAUCCGUUUAGCAAUAUGACCUUUUUAUGGAGGAAAAAUAAUGGCAAUGUCAGCAAUCCCAGGGUAUAUGAGAACGUUACAUUAACAGAACAUGGGAAACCUCACGCAACUUCUGUUUUGGUUAUACCUGAUGUAACACAUUCUGAUUCAGGCAGAUACCAGUGUGUUGUAAGUAAUAAAUUUGGAACAUCAUACUCUUCAAAGGCAAAAGUCGAUAUUGUAACCUUUCCCCGGUUUACGCAAAUACCAAUAAAUGUAACAGUAAAAACUGGUGAUACUGUGACCCUCAAUUGCGCAGCAACUGGUGACCCCCAACCAGAAAUAUCAUGGAAAAAAGAUGGUGGGAAUGACUUCCCUGCAGCAAGAGAGAGACGCAUGAAUGUUAUGCCAACUGAUCAUCUAUUUUUUAUUGUAAAUGCUAAAACAACUGAUAUGGGAAUUUAUAGUUGUGCUGCUAAAAACUCAGCUGGUACUAUAAUAGCUAAUGCAACAUUGUCAGUUUUACAAGAACCAUCUUUUGUUAGAGUGAUGGAGAAUAAGGAAGUGACCAGUGGGGAAUCUGUAGUAUUACAAUGUAUGAUAACAGGAUCACCUAAGCCUGUAUUAAAAUGGCUGAAGGAUGGGUCUUCAAUACUUCCUACGGAACGUCACUUUUUCACUGCAGAUGAUCAAGUACUAGUUAUAAUUGGAGCAGAGUCCAGUGAUGCUGGUCAUUAUGAAUGUGAAAUCACGAAUAAACUAGGUACUAAGAAGGACAUGAUAGAGCUAAAGGUUCUUCCUCCAGUGGCUAUUAUGGUAAAAGAGGAAGAUAUGACGGGUAUUAUUAUAAUAACAGUGGUGUGUUGUGCUGUGGGAACAUCUAUUAUUUGGGUGGUAAUAAUUUACCAUACAAGAAGACGCAUGGCAGGUGCAGUGCGUAAUAACUUUCCAUCUGAAAGUGUGAAAAUGACACAAGUUGUGCAUAGUGAUAGUGAUUCUCCUCAUUUGUUUCCAGACAAUCUGUCAGAGCAUUCCUCUUGUAAGGACAGUGGAACAGGGGACUCUGCUAAACAAACAAGCUUUGAUGGAAUGCCAAGCGAUAGAAGUGAGCAAGUACAUUUUGAAACAACUGUGUGCAGAAGUUAUUCUCCAGUGCCAGAAGCGCAUAAGCUUCUUCCUUCAUCAUUUAAGCCAUCUAUACAAGUGUGCUACAAUCAACCUGGCUAUGGAGGGCAAGCAGGACAAUUGGAAAUGGGCCACGGUCCAUACCCAUCUAUUGGCGCGGGGGGCACUGUAUCGCCGCAAGUGCAACAAUGGUUCAGUGCUGUUGACAAGGACAAGUCUGGGUUCAUAACGGCGGCAGAGUUGAGAGCAGCAUUAGUUAAUGCUCAAGGUCAAUCUUUCUCGGAAACUGCGUGUAAUCUUAUGAUUGGCAUGUUUGACAAAGAUCGAUCGGGACACAUCAACUUGGAAGAGUUCGACAAAUUGUAUACUUACAUAAACCAGUGGCUUGCAGUUUUUAAAACCUACGAUUCAGAUCAGUCUGGCUCCAUCGAUGAACAAGAAUUGUCGAAAGCACUGUCACAAAUGGGAUUCCGGUUCACGCCUGACUUUAUCAACUUCCUGUCGAAGAGAUGCGACGCGAGAGAGAGUAAAAUAUCAGUGGACAAUUUCAUAGUGUUGUGCGUUCAAGUACAGCGCUUCACUGAAGCAUUUAAACAGAGGGACACUCAACAAAAUGGGACAGUGACAAUUGGCUUUGAAGAUUUUCUAAAUAUUGCGCUUAGCUGUUCCAUAUAAUGAAACUCAACGUGAUUCUAUCACGCUCUUGCUUUAAAAGAUAAGCGUUCACCUUGGAAAGCUUCUUUCUCAUAUGAAAUACACGAGUCUCAUGCGAAAAUUAUUACUUUCCACAAAAAUCCCUUUAAACUUUCAAAACCAGUUUUUGCCAUUCCCAUUAAAAAAAGCAAUUUACCUCAUAACGUUUAGAUUGAAUUAUAAUUAUUAAGUUAAGAAAAUAGUAUAAAUGUUUUCAUUUAUUUAUUUUAUAUAGAGAUUUUAUACACAAUGUUUGGAUAUGUGCACAGAAAGCCUAGCUAUUGCGCGUUGUUCCAAUAAAAGCAAUAAAACUUGCA
This is a messenger RNA of Pararge aegeria (speckled wood butterfly), 3763 nucleotides long. RefSeq names its product peflin (gene Pef). Gene Ontology annotation, biological process: COPII vesicle coat assembly. Gene Ontology annotation, molecular function: calcium ion binding; protein binding. Lineage: Eukaryota; Metazoa; Arthropoda; Insecta; Lepidoptera; Nymphalidae. The coding region runs from base 216 to 3428 and encodes 1070 amino acids. The transcript is spliced from 4 exons. The record is from RefSeq and is a predicted model, not a curated record.